Molecule: messenger RNA, 2491 nt
Organism: Boleophthalmus pectinirostris (great blue-spotted mudskipper)
Lineage: Eukaryota; Metazoa; Chordata; Actinopteri; Gobiiformes; Gobiidae
Gene: atxn3
Product: ataxin 3
Exons: 11
Coding region: 62-1093 (343 amino acids)
Biological process (GO): protein deubiquitination
Cellular component (GO): nucleus
Molecular function (GO): cysteine-type deubiquitinase activity
Source: RefSeq, a predicted model, not a curated record
CUGCAGCUCGUGUGCUGAUGAAAACAGUGGGGUCAGAGGUGAAUGUCUGACUAAACUCGAGAUGGAUUCUAUAUUUCAUGAAAAACAAGAGGGAUCUCUCUGUGCCCAGCACUGCCUGAACAACCUUCUGCAGGGGGAGUAUUUCACUCCAGUGGACCUGUCCUCCAUCGCUCAGCAGCUGGAUGAGGAGGAGAGGAUACGGAUGGCUGAGGGGGGCGUGGGCAGUGAGGAGUACAGGACCUUUCUUCAGCAACCUUCCGGUAACAUGGAUGACAGCGGUUUCUUCUCAAUACAAGUCAUUAGCAAUGCUCUCAGUGUGUGGGGUUUAGAAUUAAUUCUUUUCAACAGCCGGGAAUACCAGAGUCUGAUGAUAAAUCCCAUAAAUGAGAAAGCGUUUAUCUGCAACUACAAAGAACAUUGGUUCACUAUUCGCAAACUAGGACAGCAGUGGUUUAACUUGAAUUCAUUGCUGACUGGGCCUGAAUUAAUAUCAGACACAUAUCUAGCACUUUUCCUAGCACAGCUACAACAAGAAGGUUAUUCCAUUUUUGUGAUCAGAGGCAACCUGCCGGAGUGCGAAGCAGAGCAGAUUCUGGCGAUCAUGAGAGUCCAUCAACAGCAGCGGCCCCGACUCAUUGGAGAAGAAGAGGGACAAACAAGCUCAGGUAGCAGGUCUGUGGCUUUGGGCCAGAAUGAGAUGGGCGUUGGUGUGGAGGAGGAUAUAGUGGAUGAGGACGAGGAGCUAAAGAGGGCCUUAGCACUCAGCAGACAGGACAUAGAUGUGGAAGACGAGGAGGCUGACCUGCGCAGGGCUAUACAGAUGAGCAUGCAAGGGGCUGUAAUGAGCAACACCUCAUCAGAACUUCAAACAGGAAAAGUCCAGUCAAGCAGCCAGACAGCUGUAGGAUCACAAAGGGAAGGCCAAGGUGAGACGCUCACAGCUGAAGAGCUGAGGAAGAAGAGGCAGGCCUACUUUGACCGACAACAGCAACAAGCCCAAUCCAACAUUCCUCAACAACAAGAGACAAAGUCAUGUGACAGCUCCGCAUCAGAGACAUUGACCAAGCCGGACGAGCAGCACAAGCAGCCCUGAAGACUGCCUCAGUUCCCAGCUGCCUUGUAUUGGUGUCCCCAUAAGGGGUAGCUUCGCUCCUUCCUUUAAUCUUUUGCACAUGCGGACAAGGACAGUCAGAGGACUGAUAUAAUGGUUGGCUGGUUAGUUCACUUCCAGGCCAUACAGAAGAGAUGGACAUGCAAGAAGAGGAAGUCUCAAACUAACUCAGCUUUGCUGGAAAAGGUGUGACCAUGGAAAUUCAUGACGCAUUUUAUCCAAGAUUGCAAAUGCCUUUUUACCAUGGCGCCUUCAAUUUCUAUAGUACAAUGUUUUAAUUCCUUUCCUUUGGGAGGUAUAGACAGAGUAUAAAGCAUGCAGCUGCUGUGUUUACAUGUAAAUGCACACUGUCGGUGGCACUCUGAAGGUCACUGGAGACCAAAAGGUAAGCCAUAGGUAAAGAUUUUAAUGUAAUGGACCUGAGUUUGUAGGCCUUUUAAUGCAUUCUACUCCAACCACCGCAUAGUUUUAAAGAAAUGUACUGUACACUUCUGGCCACAUUUAGAUGAACAUACACUGGCUUUUUCAAUCUUCAUUAUAUUAUUAUAGCUUUGUUUUUUGCUCAGCACUUACAAUCUAUUCCACUCUAUAGCAUCCGAUCGUUCUCUGUGCUGAUGCUAUAUUUGACCAACAGCUUUAACAGAUGCUAGUGCAUAAAACACAUCUCAUAACCAAACACAUUAUUUUUGACUCAUCCAGAUACUUCAAGAAGUGUGUGGUCUUGUACCUCUCCAGUACUUAGGAUAUCAUUUUAAAACAUGGUAUGAAGCAAAACAAGAAUAAAAACAAAUCUGUGUAGCACUGCUGAUGGUUUGUUGGUACAAUCCAGAUAAUUGCACUAAUUGGAGACCUGCUGUGUUUUGAUAAAGCAACAGUAUUUAAAACAUAAAUUAUUACUCUCUUGUUGCCAUGGUUCAAGCAGUUUGAUUUAUCAUGUUGAAAAGUAAUUAAUUUUGUCCCUCUGGGCUGAAGUGAAUCAUUUGUGUUGGACAAUGAUACGCCAACAGUAAAGAUGACUGUUAUACAACUCCAAAGAAUCAUUCAACAUUUGACUCUUUUUUCCUUAUAAUUUCAACCCCCACCAAUAUUGAGUUUGCUGUGAUCCUAUUUUCCAUAGAUAAAAUAUAGUUUACACUCUUUCUGUUGUAACAUAUCUGUAAAAUUAGUGCUUUAGUAAAAGAAUGACACCUCCACUUGAAUUGAUAAUGUCAUAUCUUUUCCUCAGCUUUAGGUAUUUUAUUGAAUUAUGUCGGUAUCUGGGUUUUACUCCUUUGUACUCACUACAUUCUAACUAUAAGCACUAAUUCCUCUUUUUUGGUUGUAUGUUGAAGUUGAACAUGGUUUGAUUAUUAGUUCUAAAAUUAAAUGGAUGUUCACCUA